Messenger RNA from Meleagris gallopavo (turkey), 1892 nucleotides. RefSeq names its product DnaJ heat shock protein family (Hsp40) member B5 (gene DNAJB5). Gene Ontology annotation, cellular component: cytosol. The record is from RefSeq and is a predicted model, not a curated record. Lineage: Eukaryota; Metazoa; Chordata; Aves; Galliformes; Phasianidae. Gene Ontology annotation, molecular function: protein-folding chaperone binding.
CCAAGCCUCGGAGCUGCGGGGUUCAUCCCUGAAAUGGGGACACGGUGCCCAGGACACCUGCAGAAGGAUGCUCAGCUCCAAAGUUACUCUGGGCUGCAGGGGGGAGGACGGGAUGGCAUCGGGUUUUUUUCAAUGAAGGUGAUCCCAGAAAGAAGUUUUGUGCCGUUUGGGCUGCAGCUGCCAAUGAGACCGCAUCCACUGAGCCCAUUAUGCGGGUGCCUGGGGAGGGGACCCCGGGGGACCAAGCUCUCCACGACUUUUCCCCGCCUUGCGCAUCGCUGCCAUCCUACUUUUCUCCCUCCCUUUGUGGGUGCAGCAGCCUGACAGAGGGAGCGCACCAUUCAUUCUGCAGAGCGCGGGGACUCCCUGCCCUCACCGAGGGUCAGGGACGGCGGUGGGGAAAGGGCGACUGAGGGCUGGGAAGCAGGCAGGGCACGCAGUCCUGCUGCGGAAAUGUCUUAAUCUGGGAGCUCUGUGCCUCCCGGCACCAGCAAUCUGCCAGAAACCAAUGAGAGGAAAAUCACUGCCUGCCGAGCGCCUUCAUUGAUGGGUUUCGGCAGCGGGGAGGGGAUGGCAGCACACAAAGGACGUCGCGCUCGCACCGUGCUGAGGACACUCUGGCACUGACGCCCGCAUCCUCGCUGCACCCGCUGUCCUUGGGGUGAUGUUUAAAAUAAAAUUAGAGCCUUUACGAAGGAGCGCUUGGAGCAUGAAUGUGUUUAUGAAGUUUCGGAAUAAGUACUCAGCGCCUGGCAGCGUCGCCGCCGUCAUGGGGAAGGACUACUACAAGAUUUUGGGCAUCCAGUCUGGAGCCAACGAGGAUGAAAUCAAGAAAGCCUACCGGAAAAUGGCCCUCAAGUAUCACCCCGAUAAGAACAAAGACCCCAAUGCUGAAGAAAAGUUCAAGGAGAUCGCGGAAGCUUACGACGUGCUGAGUGACCCCAAAAAGCGAGCUGUGUACGACCAGUAUGGGGAGGAAGGUCUUAAGACUGGAGGUGGCUCCUCAGGUGGCUCAGGGAACACUUUCCACUACACGUUCCAUGGAGACCCCCACGCCACUUUUGCGUCGUUCUUUGGAGGCUCCAACCCUUUCGAUAUCUUCUUUGCCAGCAGCCGCUCCCGGAUGUUCAAUGGCUUUGACCAGGAAGAUAUGGAUAUCGAUGAUGAUGAUGAUCCUUUCAGUGCCUUUGGCCGGUUUGGCUUCAACGGCAUUAAUGGGGUUCACCGGCGGCACCAGGAGUCCCUGCACACACGGAGGAAGGUCCAAGACCCACCUGUCAUCCAUGAGCUCAAGGUGUCCCUGGAAGAGAUCUACCACGGCUCCACCAAGAGGAUGAAGAUCACCCGCAGAAGGCUCAACCCUGAUGGCCGGACCAUGCGAACUGAGGAUAAGAUCCUCAACAUUGUCAUCAAACGGGGUUGGAAGGAGGGAACCAAAAUCACAUUCCCCAAAGAAGGGGACGCCACCCCAGACAACAUCCCUGCUGACAUCGUCUUCAUCCUCAAGGACAAGCCUCACUCGCACUUCAAGAGGGAUGGGACGAAUGUGGUCUACACCGCAAACAUCAGUCUUAAAGAGGCCCUAUGCGGCUGCACCGUGAACAUUCCCACCAUUGACGGGAGGGUGAUCCCGCUGCCCUGCAACGACAUCAUCAAGCCGGGCACAGUGAAGAGACUGCGCGGGGAGGGGCUGCCUUUCCCCAAGGCCCCCAGCCAGCGAGGAGACUUGAUCGUGGAGUUCAAAAUCCGCUUCCCGGACAGAAUAGCUCCCCAGACGAGACAGAUCCUCAAGCAGCACCUCCCAUGCUCCUAGAGCCCCGGGGACUCUCCUCCAAGCAGCAAUACUCCAAAUGCACGUGCCACAGCAUCUGGCUCACACAGAGCAGAGGUGC